Lynx canadensis (Canada lynx) is the source of this 1819-nucleotide messenger RNA. Its product is annotated as interferon-induced protein with tetratricopeptide repeats 1-like. The transcript is spliced from 2 exons. Gene Ontology annotation, cellular component: cytosol. Gene Ontology annotation, molecular function: protein binding; RNA binding. Gene Ontology annotation, biological process: defense response to virus. The record is from RefSeq and is a predicted model, not a curated record. Bases 90 to 1511 code for a protein of 473 amino acids. NCBI's taxonomy places the organism in Eukaryota, Metazoa, Chordata, Mammalia, Carnivora, Felidae.
AGGAUGUGGCUCACAUCCUGAAACCCCAGUCUCCUGGCUGGAUCUCAGAAGAGCCCACAGCUAAACAAGGCCCUGCAGAACUGGCAGCCAUGAGUAAGAACGCUGAUGAGGUCAAAGGUAAGCUGCUUCAGCUGAGAUGCCACUUCACCUGGGAGCUGCUAGUUGAAGACACUGAGAUGCCCGAUUUAGAGAACAGGAUCUUGGAUGAGAUUGAGUUCCUAGACACCAAAUACAACGCGGGCAUACACAACCUGCUGGCCUACGUCCGACACCUGAAAGGCCAGACUCGGGAGGCCCUGGGGAGCCUGAAGGAAGCCGAAGACCUGAUCCAGCAGGAACACGGCGACCGAUCGGCUGUGAGAAGCCUGGUCACCUGGGGCAACUACGCCUGGCUGUAUCACCACAUGGGCAGGCUGGCGGAGGCCCAGACUUACCUGGACAGGGUGGCGAACACUUGUGAGAGGUUUGCAGCCCCCUCCUGCUACAGGCUGGACUGUCCUCAGAUGGACUGUGAGGAAGGGUGGGCCUUGCUGAAGUGUGGAGGAAAGAACUACGAGCGGGCCAAGGCCUGCUUCGAAAAGGCUCUGGCAGCGGAGCCUGAGAACCCCGAAUUCAGCACUGGGUAUGCAAUCACCAUCUAUCGCCUGGACGGCUUCAACAAAGCGACCCAGGUCAGCGACGCAUUUUGUCUGCAGCCUCUAAAAGAGGCCAUCAGGCUAAACCCAGAAGACGCGUAUAUCAAGGCUCUGCUCGCCCUGAAGCUUCAGGACGUGGGCCAAGAAGCCCAAGGAGAAAAGUACGUCGAAGAGGCACUGACCAACAUGUCCUCGCAGACCUACGUCUUUCGAUACGCGGCCAAGUUUUACCGCAGGAAAGGCGCUCUGGAUAAAGCUCUUCAGCUCUUAAAGAGGGCCCUGCAGGCCACGCCCUCCUCCGCUUUUCUGCAUCACCAGAUGGGGCUUUGUUACAAGGCACGCAUGAUCGAAAUCAAGAGAGCGGCAAACUGGCAGCCCAGAGGACAGGAUAGAGACAAUGUCGACAAAAUGGUAAGGUUAGCCAUAGCUCAUUUUCAAUUUGCUCUGGAACAAAAGCCCACAUUUGACGUUGCUUAUAUACACCUGGCCGGUAUGUACAUAGAAGCUGGCAACCACAGAAAAGCUGAAGACAUUUACCAAAAAUUGUUAUGUUUGACGUCCCUCGACGACGAAAAACAGCAAAAGGUACAUUUCCACUAUGGUCAAUUUCAGGAAUUUCAAAAGAAAUCUGAAGUCAAUGCAAUUAUCCAUUAUUUAAAGGCACUAAAAACAGAAAAGGUGUCACUGACAAGAGAUAAAUGUAUUAAUUCUUUGGAGAAACUGACUUUAAGAAGACUUUCCAGAAAUGCCUCAGACAUAGAAAGCUUGAGCAUUCUUGGGUUUAUCUACAAAGUCAAAGGCGAAAUGAAUAAAGCCCUGGAGUACUAUGAGCAGGCCCUGCGGCUGGCUGUGGACUCUGGGAACUCUGGUACCUGAUCCUGGGUGUGGAAAUAUGAACCACAUUCACAUUUUAUUUGAUUUUAGGUAAACAUGUUAACUCUAACCAUUGUUUCUGCUUGCUACUUUCAGAAACAUAUUAAGCAAUCCACUGCAGUGAUGCAAGUUUUUAACCAUUACCCAAACCUGGUAAAAUAUUGGUUCUAUUCAGAAAAUACUGAAACAGAAUAUAUACAUCUCUGUUAGGUGAGAGAGGAACCAUUUCUCUGUGAAUGUUAUAUAGUCGAAAAACCAUUUGUCGAGUAGAUUCGUAGCAAAUAAAGGCCUGGAUUUACAUAAAACAAAAA